This is a messenger RNA of Contarinia nasturtii (swede midge), 846 nucleotides long. RefSeq names its product V-type proton ATPase subunit G (gene Vha13). The transcript is spliced from 3 exons. Gene Ontology annotation, cellular component: vacuolar proton-transporting V-type ATPase complex. The coding region runs from base 109 to 465 and encodes 118 amino acids. Gene Ontology annotation, biological process: proton transmembrane transport. Gene Ontology annotation, molecular function: proton-transporting ATPase activity, rotational mechanism. NCBI's taxonomy places the organism in Eukaryota, Metazoa, Arthropoda, Insecta, Diptera, Cecidomyiidae. The record is from RefSeq and is a predicted model, not a curated record.
ACGAGUCUACAAUUUGUUUGAUAUUUUCCAUUGGCUUAGUCUACCGUAUACUGUCAGUGUAAGUUGUAUUAAGUUCGCUCGCGCAAUCAAAAGUACGAUAUCAAAAAAAUGGCCAGCAACACUCAAGGAAUUCAACAAUUGUUGGCUGCUGAAAAGAAAGCAGCCGAUAAAGUUGGUGAUGCUCGUAAACGUAAAGCACGACGUUUGAAGCAAGCCAAAGACGAGGCAACCGAAGAAAUUGAAAAGUAUCGCCAAGAGCGUGACAAGCAAUUCAAAGAUUUUGAAGCCAAGCAUAUGGGAUCACGCGAGGGUGUUGCAAGCAAAAUCGAUGCUGAUGCCCAAGUGAAAUUGCAAGAAAUGCUUCGUGCUUUGGCAAACAGCAAAGAGCCAGUUAUUGAAGCUGUUUUGCAGUACGUUUACGAAAUCAAUGCAGAUUUGCACAAAAACUUCCGCGCAGAUCUAUAGAAAGGUGAAACAUUCUCAUCUUCAACUAUCGAAAUUUCAUCAAUGCUACGCCAAAUGUAAAUCGGCAAUAUUCUACAGUUUUGCUCUCGUACAUGUUAUGUCAUCAAUCAAUGCUGUGCAAAUGCUGAGCGAAAUCACUUUGGUGCUUAAAUUAUAGUUAUUUUCUUUUUUUUCAAAUCUUGAAAUUUCAUUUUUUUUUGUUUUACAUUGUGUUAACAUUCCGAAUAUAUUAGACGAUCCAUUUGAUGCAAACAUCAGCAAUCGCUCAUUCGAGGCUCAAUUUUUUUUUGUUUGAUGAGUUUGCAUUGAACACACAUGUAUCUUAAUAGAUUUAUAAAUUGUAAAUAAAACAAACCCAAAAGUAUUAAAUUCACUGAUUAA